AUGGCUUCAUACUACCAUUAUAAUGCGCAGGCAGCGCACGGUGCGCCCGUGUCGCACAAUCACGGCGGCCACCGCAAUCGCAGAGCUCCUCGGCUGUCGGUUUCACAAAACGCUCAAAGACAAUUUCGAGGUGCGCGCAGCAUGAAGGACCUGAAUGAAACCGCUGCACUCUCUGCCUUCCGAAUGAAGUUUGAAGCCGGCCGUUCCUUUGAACUGGAGGAUGAUCUCGAGUUCUGUCCCAACCUUCUGACCGAGACGGAUCUCGUCUCCAUCUCCAGUGCCUCUGAGCGCUCGUCACUAGCCAGCAAUUCUCCCGAAUCUUCCCCGACGCAACAACCACAGACCGUUGCGCCUGGCUUCUCCUUGAACUCGACAUCUGCCGCCUUCAUUCCUCCCAGCUUUCAGACACAGCACUCGAGCCUGAAGCUUCACCAACCCUCGGCCACUCGGGGUCGCAACGCUAUCCCGAUCAUCAACCCAGCCACGGGCAUCACCAUGUCCAGCCCUCCUCCUUCAGUGUCGCCCGCCGCGAUGCAGCAGUCUCUUGGCCGUCGAUGGUAG
Messenger RNA from Pochonia chlamydosporia 170, 561 nucleotides. RefSeq lists its product as hypothetical. The transcript is spliced from 2 exons. Lineage: Eukaryota; Fungi; Ascomycota; Sordariomycetes; Hypocreales; Clavicipitaceae. The record is from RefSeq and is a predicted model, not a curated record. The coding region runs from base 1 to 561 and encodes 186 amino acids.